Ceutorhynchus assimilis (cabbage seed weevil) is the source of this 1585-nucleotide messenger RNA. The record is from the annotation of a GenBank genome assembly. NCBI's taxonomy places the organism in Eukaryota, Metazoa, Arthropoda, Insecta, Coleoptera, Curculionidae.
GAGUGAACUCUGCGCCUACCGGUAGGUGCCGUUUGUUUCAUCAAUUGUGUGCCUACCGUUUAUGUAUACUUAAUGCUAAAACAUUAUGGCGUAGGAUUCACUCCCAAUUCGAUAUGACAAAUUCGUACCGAUAUGCACCUAUUACGAAGGGCGUAUCGUAAUCGUAUUGACACAAAUCGACAAGCCCUCCUCUCUAGAAUAAGAAUACCUAACCUAGGUUUAUUGUUUAUUUUAUUUGUUGUGUGUUGUGUUUUUGAAAUUUCACAAUUUUCAAUUUUCUCUUGCUUGGAAUUCUGCUGAGUAAAAAAGUAUCUUCUUGUUGAAAUUUAAAUUACCAAUAAACCAUGAGGGAAACGCAAGACUCUAAGGAUUUUUCUAUUCUGUCUUGGUACGAAAAAUUUGAGCCCAUUGCAAUGAAAACAAUAAUUCUGGAACUGUCUGACGAUAUCUUGAAAUGUUUCCAAUAUCAGAAUGUUUCAGAAGAGUCUGAUAAUGAAGACACUGAGAGAAUUGAAACGCCUUUACCACAAGCAUUUCAGGAUAGCUUGAAAAGUGCAUUUAAUACUUUAGGAAAACCAGUGUUUAUCAAAAAUAAUUGGCACGCUCCAAUAGACGCCAAAAUGUUUAGUGUUGGAAAUACACUGAAAGCAGACACCAUUGAUGAUAUUAAACUAUUUCUUACAACUUCAGGUAUAAUCCAAGAAGAUUUCUUGACAAUUAAAGGCAUCCCAUUUUGUUUGGCUUUGAGAAAAUGGAUAAGCAUUCAUCCCGCUGCAGAAUUUAGAUGCAUUGUGGUAAAUAAUGUGCUUCGAGGUAUAACUCCAAGAGAUUGGCCAACAUUUUAUGCCCAUUACAAAGAAGAUGGUCCUCAAAUAAUUGAUACAUUGUCAAAUUUUUUUGUUGAAAAUGUAAAGUUACGAUUUCCUAGGGAAAAUUAUACUAUUGAUGUUGUGUUAUCAUAUCCAGAUAGACCGUUUAUUAUGGAUUUUGGACCAUUGAAUAACAAAACCAAUUUGUAUGCGUUCUCAUGGAAAGAAAUCGGACCAUUAUUUUAUAAGGAUACACCAGAAGAAAUCACUCCUGUCUUUAGAUAUUUAGAAUCGGAUAUUGGUAUUAUGACUCGAGCAAGUGCAUUAUUGAAAAUACAACAUUAAAUAAUAAGUAUACUUUUUUAUCAAAUAAAAUAUGUUUUUUUAUUAUAUAAAUGAUGUAUUUUACUUUUAUUGUUUGAUCACUUCAUGAACAAACAUUUUUGCAAGAGUCUAAAAUCUAGGAGAUUCAGAUAAGUCUAAUACAAUAUGGCUUUCACAAACAAACAAAAAUAAUCAAUAAAAGUGACAAAGGAUAAAUUUUGUGAUAAGAACUCUGGUACAAUAAGGAGGAAGUAUUAAAAAAAAUGUCUCCAUUGCUGUUCCAUAAAAAAUUAUCGUCAUAGGCCAACUAUUUUCAAGACCUUAUGUAUAUUGUUAUAAAAUCUCUAGUAUCCUUAAUUUCCUCAUAGUUAACUAAAUGCCAUUUCGAUUGGCCAAAAUUUGGGAAAAAAGGCCGAGGAUCGGUGUGCCUACCAGAACCAUCGUGAGGUCCA